Triticum aestivum (bread wheat) is the source of this 3446-nucleotide messenger RNA. RefSeq names its product wall-associated receptor kinase-like 1. The record is from RefSeq and is a predicted model, not a curated record. Lineage: Eukaryota; Viridiplantae; Streptophyta; Magnoliopsida; Poales; Poaceae. The coding region runs from base 579 to 3278 and encodes 899 amino acids. The transcript is spliced from 4 exons. Gene Ontology annotation, biological process: cell surface receptor signaling pathway; protein phosphorylation. Gene Ontology annotation, cellular component: plasma membrane. Gene Ontology annotation, molecular function: ATP binding; calcium ion binding; protein serine/threonine kinase activity.
GGGGAUGGAGUUCAGUUACUGUUACUAGGUGCCAGUUGGAAGGACUGAAGAUUCUUCACCAGGUGGGGACUGAAGAUUGCUUAGCCGGCUUCCAUUGUUGACGAGCAGGAUGGCAUUCACAACAGGUUGCAUGGUACGAUUCCUCGUCCCCCAUUUACAUACUGUAAUUUCCUCUCAAUGUUGGCAUGAACUUUCUUGUGUAGAGCAAACCUUUGGGAGCCCACAGAAUCACAAGUGAACUGUGUAACGUGGUUUGUCAGGAACAGACUUAGACUAGCCCCUUUAGUGGACCGACCUGCUAAGGUCAUGGUCCUGGUCUUCUCCUUCACAUCCCAUCAAGGUACACCACAUCCACAUCCACAUGGGCAGCAUGAUUGAUCAUCUGCUUUCACAUGCCAUCCAAGCACACAGCAUCCAUAUCCACAUUCACACGAAUCCUCUUCCGGUCAUCCUUGGGUUAACUGUAAGUUUGUAACCAUUGCUAUAUAUAUGCAGCAAAGGAUACCUAGAAGAGAAGGCACCGCUGCCUGACCUGAAUUUUUCUAGUGCAGGGUGUAGUGUAGAACUCUAGAUUGAUCAUGGAAAUCUUCCCGUUGAUGCUUUCUCUAUUGGUGCUCGGGUCACUGGGAAAGCUAACAACUCUGGCAUCCGGAGUUGUAACAGGCCUGCAGAACCCUGAGGGGAACUGGGCGCAACCAUCCCGUGCCGGUGGCAUGCUCCAUGGCUGCCCGACGAGCUGCGGCACUGUGAGCUUCGGCUAUCCCUUUGGCAUCGGAUCCAGGUGCUCCCGUGGACCGGACUUCAACCUCAUUUGCAACAACACCAGUCAGUCCCCCAGGCUCUUCUUGUACGACGGCAUCACCGAGGUGACCAACUUUGACGAUGCUCGUAUCACGGUCUCCUUUUCGCAUACCAUCACCCUGAAAUCUGGUGUGAGUGUCUACUAUUUCUCUUUGGAACCGCCUGGGAGGUCCUUCGAUAUUGAUUCCUUUGCUCUAGCCUUCAUUGGUUGCGGCCUAGAGGUGUACUCUGUGGAAGGGAAUGACACCAAUUCAAUAUGCACAACAAUGUGCUCAGACCCAGAAAUCACAGAGAUGGAGGCUAUGCACAACUGUAAUGGAAUUGGAUGCUGUGGCUAUAGUCAGGCAAGCUAUGCCAGCACUUAUCAGUUCAAAUUGGUCUACCGCCACAACACAAAAAACAUCAGCACGACCUCCAACCAGGCCUCCCAGUUGUGGGAUAAAAUCAGCAUAAGUGCUGAUGGCUCACAGCUCUCAUGGAAAUUAGGGGAUCAACCCACCUGUGCUGCCUGUGUCAGCGAGCAUGCCGAGUGCAGGCAGAACGAUCCACUAGGUGUAUACGGUGCACCAACAAGUGGCUACAACUGCAUCUGCGAUGACGGCUAUUCAGGCAACCCCUACAUUCCACAUGGCUGCUCCACCGAUGAGAAAGGGUAUAAUCCAAUUCCGAGCAGGGCUAACUGUACCCGCUGGUGUGGUAACAUUAGUGUGCAAUUCCCAUUCGGCUUUGAAGAGGGCUGCUUCGCUAGGGAAGAGUUUCACCUCAACUGCACAAAUGUGACGUCAUCAGCUGCCCUGGUCAUGUUGGGGGAGUGCAAGGUCAGUGACAUAAAUGUCAACGAAGGGACCUUAAAUGUCACCAGUGAUGUUUCUGAGCAGGGAUUCGAAGACACUCAUGUUUCCGCAUAUGGGUCAUUUGUGCUUAAUAAAUGGGUUGCUGCUCAUCUAAAUUGCACAGAGGCCCAACAGAAUAGGUCUGGAUAUGCUUGUGUGAGUAUCAACAGCAAGUGUGUGGAAGUAAGCGAUGAAGUGAUGACGAGUUACCGCUGCAGAUGCUUUGAUGGCUUCCAAGGAAAUCCAUACAUCCAAAAUGGUUGUCAAGACAUUGAUGAGUGCCUUGAUCCGAACAAAUGUAAAGGGGUCUGUCAUAAUACCGAAGGAAGUUUCAGUUGUACUGAAUGUCCUCGCAAGACUGAGUAUGAUCCAUCAAAAAUGAAAUGUACUGUGACAAAACAACAGCAUCUACUCUUAGGUAUAAUUAUUGGGCUGUCCUGUGGUUUCGGCGUUCUACUCUUGAGCUCCAGUGCAGUACUUUUCACUCGCAGGUGGAAAAAGAAUGUUCAAAAGCAACUACGGAGGAACUAUUUCCAAAAGAACCAAGGUCUUCUCCUGGAAACAUUGAUAUCAUCUGAUGAAUCUGCAAAUGAGAAUACUAAGAUAUUUUCGUUAGAAGAGAUAGAGAAGGCAACAAACAACUUUGAUCCUACACGUAUCAUUGGACGUGGGGGCCAUGGCAUGGUUUACAAAGGCAUAUUGUCUGAUCAGCGUGUUGUUGCAGUAAAAAAGUCGAAAGUCAUUGAGCAGUCUGAGAUCAGUCAAUUCAUCAAUGAGGUUGCAGUCCUCACUCAGAUAAAUCACAGAAAUAUUGUGAAGCUCUUUGGAUGUUGCCUCGAAACCGAGGUUCCACUACUGGUGUAUGAUUAUGUAUCCAACGGCUCACUGUCUGAAGUUCUUCAUGCAGAUGCAAGUGAUGGUUUUUCCUUAUCUUGGGGUGAUUAUUUGAGGAUUGCUCUGGAAACAGCAGGAGCUCUAUCUUAUCUCCACUCUUCAGCUUCAAUGUCAAUCUUCCAUCGUGACGUGAAAUCCUCAAAUAUACUCUUGGAUGUGAACUACACGGCUAAAGUGUCAGAUUUUGGUGCGUCCAGAUUGGUUCCUGUCGAUCAAACACAUAUUGUGACGAACGUGCAAGGUACAUUCGGGUACUUAGAUCCAGAGUAUUUCCAUACCAGGCAGCUGAACGGGAAGAGCGAUGUGUACAGUUGUGGUGUGGUACUAGUGGAGUUGCUUCUCAGAAUGAAGCCUAUAUUUACAAGUGAAUCAGGCACAGUCAAAAGUUUGUCAAACUAUUUCCUCCAGGAGUUCAAUGAGGGAAGAAUCACAGAUAUUGCUAAUUCUCAGGUGCUUGAGGAGGCAACAGAGGAAGAGAUCAAUGGUGUUGCCUCUCUUGCAGAGCGGUGCUUGAGGCUACACGGCAAAGAAAGACCAACCAUGAAACAGGUUGAGACAGAACUGCAGACUCUACGGGCAAAACGGAUGAACUCAUCUCAGCCUGAUCCGAGAAAUGGAGAACAUAUGCAACCAAGGUCGUUAACUCAAAGGAGUAGAUCUGCUCGGCAAUUGUCCGCACAGCCAGGUGGUAGCCAACGACGCUAUAGCUUGGAGGCAGAGUUCUUGUCAUCUGCUAGCCUACCACGCUAGAUGAGGCUAUUGAGCUUAUUAAUAAUGGAUAAUUUAUUUCCCUCUUUUGUGAACUGUUCCUAGAACCUGUAUUACAGGCUAGUUAGGUUGGUACUGUAAUAAGUCAUGAUUUUAUCAAAUUCUCGGUUGGAAUUAUGCUUGCUGAUAUAUGUAGACUAAAUUUUGUUA